AUGGGAAAUACCAGCUCUACGCAACCUUCUAAAACUCAGAAAGAUAAGAAGGAAAGUCACGGCUGCAUUAUUGUUAGCGACCGAUCGUUAUUAAAUACGCAAAAGCGUACUUUGCAGUUUCGCCUUUCACGUAGCGCAGGUACUAGAAAAGACAGACGACCAGCGAACAGAAAUGGCAAAACAGUCGGCCAAAGUUCACGAGACUGGCAUAACGUUCGAGCGACAAAUCCUUUCAUCAUCUUCUUCUUGCGAUUGCGUAGCAAGAAACCGAAAGAGCAUGUCACCGUGAUAGCGCGAGCCGCGGGCAAACUCUGGGCCCGAAUGUCUCCCGAACAGAGGAAAAAGUAUGUAGAUCUUGCCAAUGCGGAGAAGAAACGACGCCAGGAAAGGAAACGGAAGAGGAAGUGUUUGUCGACACGUUCGAGGUAAUUAAUGUACAAAAAAAAAUAUAAUAGGACGCAUAAAUAAUUCUAUUAUCUCUAAAUGAAGAGAUCAAAGUAAAAAUCUAAAUUUAUGAUUCAAAAAAUUGAUAAAAUAUAAAGUCUAAGAAUUCAACUUGUACAAAUAAAAAAUGCAUAUUUCUUAAGAAAUAUAAA
This is a messenger RNA of Cataglyphis hispanica, 596 nucleotides long. Its product is annotated as protamine-like. The transcript is spliced from 2 exons. The record is from RefSeq and is a predicted model, not a curated record. Lineage: Eukaryota; Metazoa; Arthropoda; Insecta; Hymenoptera; Formicidae. The coding region runs from base 1 to 429 and encodes 142 amino acids.